AUGGAGCACUGUUGCAUUACACCAUGGUUAUUUGGUCAGGAGGGCGAAGAAGAGCACAAGCUGAAGGAGCCGCGUGGUAUCGCUUCAAACACCAGACGGCAAUUCCUGAUAGCAGACGAUAAGGAUAAAACCGUGAAGGUGUUUGAUAGCAACGGAAAGUUUAAUUUUAGGUUUAAUCCUCAAACUGAUGACGCCGAAAGAGAGUUACAUAUUUUGGAUGUGGCCACUGCAGGCGAGGACGACAAGAUUUUUCUACUGGUCAUACUGGAGAGGCCUGGGGCUUUUGAAUGGGAGAGUGAAGUGCAGGUUUUUAACAAGACUUCUGACCUACAGCACAAGUUUCCUGUGAGGCACGGGUACCGGAACAGACUAACAGUGAGCAGCGGCAAAAUUCUGCUGUUGGGUAGGUACUUUAAGUAGAGGUAUCAAAGUGUAUCAAGAAAUGUAAAGAAAUAGCCAUGUAUGGCCCAUGUAAUGCCAUGUAUAGCCAUGUAUUACCACGUAUAGCCAUGUAUACCCAUGUAUAGCCAUCUAUUACCAUGUAUACCCAUGUAUUGCCAUGUAUACCCAUGUAUACCCAUGUAUUGCCAUGUAUUACCAUGUAUAGCCAUGUAUUACCAUUUAUACCCAUGUAUACCCAUGUAUUGCCAUGUAUUACCAUGUAUAGCCAUGUAUUACCAUGUAUACCCAUGUAUACCCAUGUAUUGCCAUGUAUUACCAUGUAUAGCCAUGUAUUACCAUGUAUACCCAUGUAUAGCCAUGUAUUACCAUGUAUCGCCAUGUAUAGCCAUGUGUGCCUAUGUAUAGCCAUGUAUUACUAUGUAUACCCAUGUAUUGCCAUGUAUACCGAUGUAUAGCCAUGUAUACCCAUGUAUAGCCAUGUAUUACCAUGUAUACCCAUGUAUAGCCAUGUAUAGCCAUGUAUUACCAUGUAUAGCCAUGUAAUGCCAUGUAUAGCCAUGUAUAGCCAUGUAUAGCCAUGUAAUGCCAUGUAUUAUCAUGUAUAGCCAUUUAUUACCAUGUAUACCCAUGUAUAGCCAUGUAUACCCAUGUAUAGCCAUGUAUAACCAUGUAUUACCAUGUAUAGCCAUGUAAUGCCAUGUAUAGCCAUGUAUAGCCAUGUAAUGCCAUGUAUUAUCAUGUAUAGCCAUGUAUUACCAUGUAUACCCAUGUAUAGCCAUGUAUAGCCAUGUAUUACCAUGUAUUCCCAUGUAUAGCCAUACAUACCCAUGUAUAGCCAUGUAUUACCAUGUAUACCCAUGUAUUGCCAUGUUUACCCAUGUAUAGCCAUGUUAUCCCAUGUAUAGCCAUGUAUUGUCAUGUAUUACCAUGUAUACCCAUGUAUAGCCAUGUAUAGCCAUAUCUUACCAUGUAUACCCAUGUAUAGCCAUGUAUAGCCAUGUAUUGCCAUGGAUACCCAUGUAUAGUCAUGUAUACCCAUGUGUAGCCAUGUAUAGCUAUGUAUUACCAUGUAUACCCAUGUAUAGCCAUGUAUUGCCAUGUAUUACCAUGUAUAGCCAUGUAUUACCAUGUAUAGCCUUGUAUAGCCAUGUAUUACCAUGUAUACCCAUGCAUAGCCAUGUAUUGCCAUGUAUAGCCAUGUAUAGCCAUGUAGUGCCUUUUAUAGCCAUGUAUUGCCAUGUAUUACCAUGUAUUACCAUGUAUAGCCAUGUAUUACCAUCUAUACCCAUGUAUAGCGAUGUAUAGCCAUGUAUUAUCAUGUAUAGCCAUGUAUUGCCAUGUAUUACUAUGUUUUGCCAUGUAUAGCCAUGUAUUACCAUGUAUUACCAUGUAUUACCAUGUAUAGCCAUGUAUUACCAUCUAUACCCAUGUAUGUUUAUUUGUUUGUUUACAUACAUGGGUAUAGAUGGUAAUACAUGGCUAUACAUGGUAAUACAUGGUAAUACAUAAACAAAUAAACAAAUAAACAAUCAUUUUAGAAAGUGGGAAAAGUUAAUAAGCGUUUUUACGUAAAAGUGAUGUUAUGAUUAAUUUCAACAAUAAGUUUAAAGAGAUGUCAUUGUAAUUUACAUGCUAAGUAACUUAUUGCUGUAAUAGCUUUGUUUAGCUUUGUAUUUUUUGUUUGUUUGUUUGUUUGUACUAUAUAUGUGUGUGUGUGUGUGUGUUUUUCUUAAUUUCUAUUUUGUAUGUAAACGUAAGAAAUGCUUUAAUUAAAAAAUAUUAAAAAAAAAAAAAAAAAAUCUAUACCCAUGUAUAGCGAUGUAUAGCCAUGUAUUAUCAUGUAUAGCCAUGUAUUGCCAUGUAUUGCCAUGUAUUACUAUGUUUUGCCAUGUAUAGCCAUGUAUUGCCAUGUACUGCCAUGUAUAGCCGUGUACUGUCAUGUACAGCCAUGUACUCCCAUGUAUUACAUGUAUUGACACGUAUUGCGUGUAUAGCCAUGUAUUGCUAUGUAUUGCUAUUUAUUACCCUGUAUUGCUAUGUAUUGCCAUGUGUAGCUAUGUGUUGGCCAUGUUUGUCCUAAGUUGGAAUAAAGUCAGUGAAUUGAAAAGUCUUUUUUUUGUCUGCUACAUAGUUGAGGGGUAGCCCAAGAAAAGGCUCUUUUUUCGAAAGAAAAUAUAGUUUUUUGAGGAGGGCAACAUCCUUUCAGGAUUGUAAACGGAUACUAGUUGACAAAGAUAUUCAAGUGCCAUUCGUCACUUUAGAAAAUACUCUCGUUAAAAGUCAGUUAAGAACUUAUUGCCCGCCAAGAGCAGGGAAAGUACUUACAGUUGUUAUUUAUAGUCAGUAUACCAGAAAAAAAUAUCGAUUUCUUUUAUAGAUAGGGGCCGCAAGGGAUAGGUUGUUAACGUUUUCUUUUGUUCGCGCCCGUAAGUAAGAGAUGGUUAGGAUGACGUAAAACAGAAAAUCCCGAAGGGAUAUAUAAAAGGUUUCAAAGGUUUCAUGCCGGUGAAGAUGUGCGGCCUGUCACCUCUUGCAAGUUUUUACUUUGAUGCUUUCCAGACGGUGCCCUGCUCCACCAGUGAAACAACAUAGAAUCACAACAAACCUGUUCACGGGCAGUACACCACUGUACAGAAAAGUCAACCUUUAAAUGAAAACAAUUGAAACAACACAUUUCGAACGAACUAAGAAAUUGUUUUGUUUUCAUGAAAAAUUCUAUAUUUGAAUAAAAGGUUUGACAAAGUCCCAAAAUCUAUUAUUUCAACCUUUUUAUAAAAACAACUCAGAGCUCUAACUUACAAAUGACAAAACAUUUAAGGUUAACUCAAGGUUUCACGCCGUUAUACAUGUGCAGUCUGUCAUCCGUUACAGUUACUCACGCCAUACGGUGCCAUGCUGUGCCGGUAAAAAAUAAUCUUGUCUACAUUCUGCAUGAUUCUGUGUAGUACACAACUGUAUAGUCAACGCAAGCCUCGCUUUAAUUUGAAACGAAAAUAUACAGCAUAGUCCCUCGCCAUUUUGAGGAACACUUAUACUUCAUUAAACAUUUUAAGAAGAUGUUUUUAUACUUUACAAAAAGCAAGGCAAGACACCUAUUUUUCAAAUUUAAACCUUUAUAAAAACACAACCUAGCUUUGGGAAAACACGGACCAAACCUACAGUAACCUGACUGGUUUUUUGCAGGGAACCAAUUAAUCAAACCGCACCAUUUUCGAUCCUCCAAACAAACCAGGGUGGAUAUAUAAACGCUUACUAAAUCAAGCAAUACGGAAUGGUUCAGAGUUCACCUCAACCAUCCCACCACAUAGCAACUGAUGAGAAUCGUAAGAUUCGAAACCGCCGGUCUUGCUUGUAAACUUAUAUUUAACUACACACAUUAUGUAGUGGCACAAAUAAGCCAGUCAAUUGAUUGGUAAAAAAACAACAUGCUAAUGGUAUUGAAAAAUAUUGAGCUUUAAAAUACUCUACUCUGAUAUUAAAACUACAAGUGACAUUUACAAAGCGAUUGAGUUUUAAAACGAUAUUCAAAGGACACAGCAUCAUAAUGUAUUUAAAUCAUGCUUAGACGCGAUAAAUACCCAAAACCAGUGUCAGAUCUGGAUAUUUUUUUUUUAAAAAGACUACAUAUGUGCUGUGUACAGCUAAACAUUGUUCUCUGAGAUCGCGUAAACCUAAACUUACGGAGAUAUGAAAAGCAGUUACUCUAAGAUAACGGCAGCUAUGGAAAAAUUACUAUAUUUUCGAGUAGACAUAUCUCAUAAACGGGCUACAAAUUCAACAGGAAUACGCGCGAACUGAAUAAAUUGUCUGUUGAGCCAGGUUCUGCUCAAUUUAUACAGAAUUUUCUCUUGCUGAACAUAAACUGUACCGAACGGUAUCUCCGAGUCCGCUAUAUAGAAGCGAUAUCAUCGUUCAAAUUUUAAACUGUAAGAUCCCUGAAAGAAGUCUCCUCAAUGGAGCAAUAUAUAAAAGGUUUCAAAGGUUUCACGCCGGUGAAGAUGUGCGGCCUGUCACUUCUUGCAAGUUUUUACUUUGAUAGAUAGAUAGAUAGUGUCUCAGUUGAUAAAACAUAACAGGUAGAACUCGGGGGUACGUUUGAUUUAAAAAAAAAAUGAAGGCUUAAUAUCUGAAAAAAAGUAUGGUUUUAACAUGUAAGAAUGAUAAUGAUAAAAAAUCUACAUUGUGGCGACAUUGUUGUAACUAGUUUAUUGCCCCUAAAUAAAGCAGUUCUACCAAGGUAUUUAAUGUAGGAUAAUCGUAUCGAUGCAUGCUUUCAUUUAAGACUUUAACAUCGAGAAGUCUUAGCCUUUAGCCUUUGUUUGGCUCUCAUAUGGAAUUGCUUCAAGUUUGCGUUAACUUAAGAGUAUUUAGGCUCGCAGAUAACUACCGGUCACAAUGAAAGUCGAAGAAAAAAUUGCUAAAAGAAAGGUCUCGAAACCAGAAAAUGAGAGAGCAAAUUUACGUGGCCCUUACCGGAUUCGGUAGUAUUGACAUUAAAAUGAAUAAAGCUAUUACGAAAACGGGUAGGGGGAGAUGAAAGCGAGCUUACCCAGCCCUUAAAUUGAUCUCGCACUUGUUUUUAGAAGAGACUAAGCUAGUUGUACAGCUGGUGUGACGGAUUACACAGAAUGGAGUAUAAAAGGUUGUCACUUAAGAACUCGCGGCAUUCUAGCUGAGUCAUGAAGAGCGCUGUCAUCGUAGGAAAACCGCCUUUGACAUCUCUCUCUACAUCAACCGAGGGUGUUGCGGGAGGCUAUAACAACAAACAGAGCAUGCGUAUUCAGUAACAGGCAAUAAUAGCAAAAUUAAAGUUUUAACAUGUGUGCGCUAACAGUUUUUUCGGGGACCAAGGGACUUGCGUUGUCAAAAUCCUUGAAUUUCAAUUUGGGAAUCUAAAAAAAUAUAACACUUGAGAAAACGCGAAAAUUAAAGUUUAAAAACAACGAACCUUCAUUGAAACACAGAAACACACCAAACGGAUCGAAAUCCACCAAUUUAAAAACCAUGAACCAUGACCUUUUGAACCCCUUGAAGUAAACUUCUGUUGUCUAUGAGAUCAGGUGCAGAAAGGGCAGAGACUUUAGAUUUUUAUUGGUAAUGAGAAAAAAGCGGAUAUUUUAAAAUAAUUUCUAACAUUUGAAAUUAUGUAAAAAUGAAAUAAUCAGCAUGUCACUAACGUGGAACAAAGAAAAACAAGGCAGGCGCUCUCUAUCCACUUUGAACUACUGAGAACUCAUGAAGAGCGAGGCCAUAUACUAUACGUAUAUAUAUCUUUUUUUUUUUUUGCCGAUGUUGGCGUUCCGAAAACAUCAAUUUUUCCGCACGUUGCAGAACUAUCAAUUCCUGUACUCACUGGAAGUGACUCGCUGAAAACAUGAAUAAAUGGGUGGAGAGGAUGGCUGUGAGGGGAUAGUUAAGUCCACCACAAGGACCAACGUCACAGUCUGGACAUUUCUAACAUACCUCCCUAGAUUCUAUUAAUAAAUUGAUUAUUCAGUUGAAAAAUGAGUCCCUUAGUCGUUCCCUCUAAUAGUGAUCAAUUCAAAUCGGCAUUCCUACAUGCGUAAAGAACAGUGAAUAUUUCAAGAAAACAUACAUGGCUAUACAUGGCCGUACAUGGUAAUACAUGGCAAUACAUGGCUAUACAUGGCAAUAAAUGGUAAUAGAUGGCGAUACAUGGCAGUACAUGGCUAUACAUGGCAAUACAUGGAAAAACAAGGCAAUACAUGGUGAUACAUGGCUAUAUACAUGGCAGUACAUGGUAAUACAUGGUUAUACAUGGCAAUACGUGUCAACACAUGGCUAUAAAUGGUAAUACAUGGCGAUACAUGGUAAUACAUAGUAAUACAUGGCAAAACAUGGCAAUACAUGGUAAUACAUGGCAAUACAUGGCAUUAAAUGGCCUUGCAUGGCAUUACAUGGCACUUCUCAGUGGUACUGUUUAUUAUGCUGUACUAUUCUUGGUAAUACAUGGCUAUACAUGGCUAUACAUGGCAAUACAUAGCAAUACAUGGAAUCACAUGGCUAUACAUGGUAAUACAUGGCAAUACAUGGUAAUAGAUAGUAAAACAGGGCAAUACAUGGCAAUACAUGGUAAUACAUAGUAAAACAUGGCAGUACAUGGUAAUACAUGGCUAUACAUGGCAAUACGUGGCUAUACAUGGUAAUACAUGGCAAUACAUGGUAAUACAUGGCUAUACAUGGCAAUAAGUGGCUAUACAUGGUAAUACAUGGCGAUACAUGGUAAUACAUGGCAAUACAUGGUAAUACAUGGCUAUACAUGGUAAUACACGGCAGUACAUGGUAAUACAUGGCUAUACAUAGCAAUACAUGGUAAUACAUGGCUAUACAUGGUAAUACAUGGUAAAUCAUGGUAAUACAUGGCUAUACAUGGCAAUACGUGGCUAUACAUAGUAAUACAUGGCUAUACCUGGGUAUACAUGGUAAUACAUGGCAAUACAUGGCUUUAUUAUAUACAUACUGAGAAAUACUCACCAAAAGCUAUGUCGUAAAUUUUCGUACGCAAAUUAGUUCUAGCCAAUCAGAGGAGCGAACGAUAGUUUUCAAACGUGAAAAAAAUGAUACGUCCAAUCAGAAUCGCGAACAAUGUUUUUUCACGUGUGAGAAAAAUGAUGCGUCCAAUCAGAAGCCACAGAGGUGUUUGAGUUUCGCGCCAAAAUUCCCGCCUUUUAUUGCAGCUUGCAGCACCGCUUCGCACACAUUCAACGAGAAACGUUUUACUGAAAGAGUCUGUCUCGCUAAAAAAGUGAAAAACAUUUCGGAAAUGGAGUGGAAUAGCUUCGUUUGUUUCACUGUCGAUAAAGAAAACGGUAGAGAGCCGGCGAAACAACAGCGGAAAGGGAAAAACAGAACAAGACGUAAGCUUUUGUUGUGCUUUUUGUCGGAGCUACUUUGCCUUUCAUUUAAGCUUAACUUAUAUUGAAACCGGCCAUUUUAUAUACUUAAAUUCACUCAUUUUCAAUUGUGCAUUGAGAACAAACAGUUAAGAUUACUUAUAGUUCUUGGAUGACCUCAUAUCCUUACCGUCAUUUAUGUUUUUAACAAACGUUUUUACUAAAAACCGGAUACCUCGUUUCCGUUGUCAUUUUGCGGUAUUAAAGUGUGUAGCGGCAAAUUUUAGCAGUUUUGAAAGAUUUAAUAUAAAAAGGCCGCCAAAUUGAUGAAUGUCUCAGUAUGUAUAUAAUAAACACAAUACCACAUGGAAAGUUCUUUGUACGGUAUUUACGCACUCGUUGUUUUUGCAUCAGAAAUCUUCCUCGUUCGCUGCGCUCGCUCGCUCGAUUUCUGAUACGUCAACAACUCGUGCGUAAAUACCGUACGCCAGCACUUUUCAUGAAGUAUUCUCUAUAUACAUGGUAAUACAUAGUAAUACAUGGCAAUACAUGGCAAUACAUGACUAUACAUGGCAGUACAUGAUAAUACAUGGCUAUACAUGGCAAUACAUGGUAAUACAUAGUAAUACAUGGCAAUACAUAGAAAUACAUGACUAUACAUGGCAGUUCAUGGUAAUACAUGGCAAUACAUGGCUAUACAUGGGUAUACAUGGUAAUACAUGGCUAUACAUGGGUAUACAUGGUAAUACAUGGUGAUACAUGGCUAUACAUGGUAAUACUUGGCAAUACCUGGUAAUACAUGGCGAUACAUGGCAGCACAUCCUAAUACAUGGUAAUACAUGGUAAUACGUGGCAAUACAUGGCAUUACAUGGCAUUACAUGGCAUUACAUGGCUAUACUUGGCAUUACAUGGCUAUACAUGUCAAUACAUGGCUAUACAUGGGUAUACAUUGCUAUAGAUGGGUAUGCAUUGUAAUACAUGGCUAUACAUGGCUAUACAUGGGUAUACACGGUAAUACAUGGCUAUACAUAGUAAUACAUGGCAAUACAUGGCUAUACAUGGGUAUACAUGGCUUUACAUGGGUAUACAUGGCAAUACAUGACUAUACAUGGCUAUACAGGGUAUACAUGGUAAUACAUGGAAUACACGGUAAUACAUGGCAAUACAUGGCUAUACAUGGUAAUACAUGGGAAUACAUGGUAAUAAAUGGCAAUACAUGGCUAUACAUGGUAAUACAUGGCUAUACAUGGCUAUACAUGGCUAUACAUGGGUAUACAUGGUAAGACAUGGGUAUACAUGGGUAUACAUGGUAAUACAUGGCUAUACAUAGCUAUCCAUGGGGAUACAUGGUAAUACAUGACUAUACAUGGUAAUACAUGGCAAUACAUGGUAAUACAUGGCAAUACGUGGCUAUACAUGGGUAUACAUGGCAUUACAUGGCUAUACAUGGCUAUACAUGGCUAUACAUGGCGAGACAUGGCUAUACAUGGGUAUACAUGGUAAUACAUGGCUAUACAUGGCUAGACAUAGCAUUACAUGGCUAUACAUGGCAAGACAUGGCUAUACAUGGGUAUACAUGGCUAUAGAUGGGUAUACAUGGUAAUACAUGGCUAUACAUGGUAAUACAUGGCAAUAAAUGGUAUUACAUGGCAAUACAUGGCUAUACAUGGCAUUACAUGGCUAUACGUGGCUAUACAUGGCAUUAUAUGGCUAUACAUGGCUUUACAUGGUAAUACAUGGCUAUACAUGGGUAUACAUGGCUAUACAUGGCUAUACAUGGUAAUACAUGGCUUUACAUGGCUAUACAUGGGUAUACAUGGGUAUACAUGGUAAUACAUGGCAAUACAUGGUAAUACAUGGCAGUACAUGGCUAUACAUGGCAUUACAUGGCUAUACAUGGGAAUACAUGGGAAUACAUGGUAAUACAUGGCAAUAUAUGGCUAUACAUGGCAUUACAUGGCUAUACAUGUUAAUAAAUGGCAGUACAUGGCAGUACAAGGCUAUACAUGUCAAUACAUUAUUUUAAAUGCAUUCUUGAUACACUUUAAUAACCCUGCUUAAAGUACCUACCUGCUGUUGACAGGUGACGCUGUUGAUGUUCACGAGCCGAGUGGCGAGUUUGUUUACAGCUUUGGUGAAGGAGUGUUCAAGCGUGCAACAGCUAUCACUGCUACUGGUGAUGGUCGCGUCAUAAUAGUGGACGAUCUCCAUUACAGAGCGUACACAUUUGAUGUGGAGGGACACCAGCUUGGCAAAUUUAAAGUCAAAUAUAAAAGAAGUAGCAAUGAGAUGGAUGAACUAACCGAGGGAGAUCACUGUUAUUGCAUUGCAUAUCACCCGGCAAGAGACCAUUUUGUCCUUGCUGGUGAGGAUCGAGGGACAAACCGCCUGACGCUGGCCAUAUACACUUUUAGUGGCGAAUUUGUUCGCAGAAUUCAGCUGGAUGAAAAAGUGCGUCACUUCCUUCUUUGCGGAGGCGAGUGUGUAUUUGGAAUAACAGUGACCGUGGAGGGUCACAUUGCUGUGGCUUUUACAGACAAGCAUAACAAAGGAAAGGUAAUCGUUGUUUAA
This is a messenger RNA of Porites lobata, 9828 nucleotides long. The record is from the annotation of a GenBank genome assembly. NCBI's taxonomy places the organism in Eukaryota, Metazoa, Cnidaria, Anthozoa, Scleractinia, Poritidae.